AUGAAAUUGUCUAAGGAAGACAAGAAAACCAUCCCUAUUUGGGUGAAAUUCCAUAAUAUUCCUCUUGAAUAUUGGGAUGGAGAUGGUUUAGAAAGAAUAGCAAGUGCAGUGGGUGUUCCACUGUUUAUGGAUCAACUUACCUCCUCGGGAAGUAGGAUCUCCUUCGCUAGAGUUUGUGUGGAUAUUUCAGCUGCAUCUGAAUUCCCUGAUAGUUUUAUAAUUACAAGUGGUGAUGUAUCCAUGAAUAUCCAUGUGGAGUAUCAAGGUGUACCAUCGAGAUGUAUGCACUGUCAUGUUUUUGGACAUGAGACUAAGACCUGCCUCUCUGCUCAAGUAACACAUCUCAUUGAGUUACAGAAGAAUUCUGAAGACAGGGUUGAAGUUGAUGAGGGAUGGACUACUGUGAAGGAUAAGGGUAAAAGAAAAGUGGGGGACCAAACCUGCCCUCUUCAAGAAGUUCCUACUGAAGUUGAUAGCUCGUCUGCAACUAAGGGGGGUGACCUAGUCCCUGAGCCUGAGGAGGCUGCUCCUCAACCAGAGAUUGAAGAAAAUGCUGCCAAUAUUAUGGGCCAGAUUGAUGCCUCUCACUCUGAGGCUAUGGAAACUGUUGAGACCACAACCCUAGCAGCUGAGGAAAACAUCAAAAAGACUGAGGAGGUGGAGGAAGAGGAAAUGAGAGCAAAACCUCCUGAACUACAGGGGGGAAAGGAGGAUGGUGGGCCAAAGGGGGGCAGCUCAACCAAGCAGAAGUCUUCUGGCAUCUGGCAAACCGCUCAGGAAUAG
Molecule: messenger RNA, 783 nt
Organism: Camellia sinensis
Lineage: Eukaryota; Viridiplantae; Streptophyta; Magnoliopsida; Ericales; Theaceae
Source: RefSeq, a predicted model, not a curated record